Molecule: messenger RNA, 1591 nt
Organism: Trichoplusia ni (cabbage looper)
Lineage: Eukaryota; Metazoa; Arthropoda; Insecta; Lepidoptera; Noctuidae
Gene: Rbsn-5
Product: rabenosyn-5
Exons: 6
Coding region: 123-1445 (440 amino acids)
Molecular function (GO): metal ion binding
Source: RefSeq, a predicted model, not a curated record
UUGUGCGAAGACUGAGUAAAGGGGUGUCACACAGUGUCACGGUACAGUUUCACUGUUUCACCAAGAAAUUAAACUUAAUUACUGUGCAUUUAUAAUGGAACAUCAAUAGAAACUCUUGUACAAUGGCUACGGCUAACGAUGAUGAAAUAUUGGAGGGAUUCCUUUGUCCGAUAUGUAAAGCGGACUUGAAAUCUGCUUCCCAACUAACGAGCCACUUUGAAAGUUUACACUCUGAGGAACAGGACGUUUUAAGAUCCUUAAAGGAAAUAUUUGGGAAGGCGAAGAAGAUUAUUUUAAAUAAUGAUGAUUCGGAUUUAAAAGAGACAUUUGACCGCGCGUUGAAGUUUAGUUACCAGGAGCACCGUUGGUUGGAUGAGGAGCAAGUGAUCGGUGUGUCUCGUAGCUCUUCGGAUUAUUUGAAGGCUGUGAGGUCUGCGCGGCUGGAGAGGUACGCGACAGAGACCAACAAGCUGCUGAUAAGGCUCGACAAGCUUGUCUGCAACAUGCCCACUGAACCUAACCAGAGGAAGCAGCAUGAACAAGAGGUUGUACCCUGGCUGGAUGGUUCAUCAGUGAAGCUGUGCCCUAAUUGUGCGAAAGCAUUUAAUUUGACGCGCCGGAAACACCACUGCCGACUUUGUGGUUCCAUACUGUGCCACGAUUGCUCCACAUUCCUAGAUAUUAAUGUAGCUAGAGCAAUAGUAGAUCCAUCAGCGCCUCGCUCGUCGCAGCCGGACCACGAUAUAUCAGAGAGGAAUGGUCUGCGGCUUUGUGAGCACUGUUUCAACCUGAUCGAGUUGAGGAAGCAGGUCCAGGAGAGCCGGAACGCUAAGACUGUGCUGGUUACCGCUUAUGAGCAGAUGAGAAGCCUCAUGGAUCAGGCUAGGCCAGAUGUCGCUAUGUAUGAGAAGAUGUGUCAAAGCCUCUUUGACGGUGAGACGACUUACAAUCUGACGGAUGUGAACAAGAUGCGGGGCCGUAUCGGCAAGCUGGCGGAGGGCAUCGACCUACUGAGCAAGCAGAUAGCCGCCUUCCCCGCCGAGCCCGGCUCGCGUCAGGCGCGUCUGCAGACUGCCAUCAGGCAUGCAGCCGCCCAUUACAUAAAGGAAGACUUGAUAUCUCUAAGAAAGCUGCCAACAGAGGCUCAAAUAGAAGAAGUUCGGCAACAGCGGUACGAGCGAGCUGAGAAGCAAAUACAAAUGGAGAGAGAGAGGAUGGAGCGACAGAGACAAAGGAAGGAGGAGAUCGCGGGGCCGAGCGCCGCCAGGGUCGACACGCGGCAGGAUGACGAGGACAGCCCGCUGCUGGAGCAGAUGAACAUCAUCAGGGAGUACAUCAAGGAGGCGCGGAGGGAUAUGAAGUAUGAGGAGGUGGCAAUAUUGGAGGCGAACUUGAAAGAACUGAAAAAGGAGUACCAUUUACAAAAGCUCUCAAACAAGUCCUAGUCAUUCCAAAAGUAGAUUAAUAUGUAGUACCUAUGUAUAUCACUGUUUUGUAUUAUAAUAUAAUUUAUUUAUCUUAAAAAGAUACACUCAGCUGUUCAUAAUAUUUUGUACCUUAUGACACGUAAGAAUAAGAUUCAUUAUUUAUU